AUACGAGAAAGAGUUCUGGAGAGAGACUAAGAAGGUUAAGAGAAGAGAGAUAUCACUUGAUAGAAAAGCUGUCUUCGCUUUCUUAGAAAAGUGGACUUCAUUUCCAGCAACACUAGAUUGACGUUUGAUUACCACAAUCAGCGUUAGAGCAAGAGACCAGCUUCACCAGCAUAGAUCCGUUCUGCCAAAGGAUUCGUCAAUAGUGCGUUAUUUUAGAGAAUAUCAGCAUAUCAUCGAUUAAUCUCGAGACCUCUGUUCAAGGAUUCAGGGAGCUUCAAGAGAACCAUAGGAGCAUCACAUGUUGAUUCAGAAGUUUCCUUGACUACUUCUUUGUUCAUAUUCCGGAGCAUCGCACCUAUACAGCACCUCUGUUUUCAGCACAUCUUCACCAUUGCUAGCGUAUUCAUCUGAAAGGAAGGUUCAAAUUUUCAUUUGUAUUUUCAUCACUGCUGAUGUAUUUGCCUCUGAAAGAGAUUCUCUUCACCAUCAAACUUCUUCAUCGAAAGGAAUCACCAUUAUCACGAAGGAUCGGUUAUGAAUAACCAUCAAAGGGCAUCAAGAUCAUGAGGCAUUGCUUCCAAUUGGGUCAUUCUUCCAUCCUUGCAUCUGAAUCCUCACCCUGACUCUGGUUUUCACAAAUCAAAUUUGAGCAAAACAACCUAUUGUGCUUACCAUUGAUUUCGGGUCAUUUAACUUUGUUUCAAAGUGAUAAUUGAUAUUCAGAACAAAGGUGAGAAGGUGAGUGAAGAUAUUUUGAAGUUGUUUUAUGGAUAGUGGCAACCAUGAGUUUUGUACGUGGAUCAUGGAGGGUGCUUCAUGGAGGCAAUCAUUUGCAUGAAGAAGCAAUGGAUAUUAAAAUUGGUGGAUGAAUAAUAAAAAAAAGACUUAGAAUUUUUAAUGGUGGAAAACGGCCCAUGCAUUAUUGAAAAAGGUAAGUUAGAGUUUUUUAUUUAAUUUUUGAUGUGUGAAUAUUAAUUUCGAAGUGGUUUUAGAAUUUUAGUUAAUUUACUUUAAUUGAUCCCAUGUUAUUAUCUCCAUAUGUUAAGUUUGGUUUUAAUCCUUAAUUGGUUUUUAUCUUAGUUUAUGCGCUUCUUGAAUUUUAGAUGUUAGUCUUGGUUAAUAUUUUUGUUAGUUUGUUUGAUUUGGAAGUCAUUAGUUUGUUGCCUAAGUGAUUGUUGGUCAAAUCAUCUUUUUUUAAGGCCACUAGAAACCCAUGAAGGUUGGCCCUACUCUCACCACUUUAGUCAGAUUGGUUGUUUAAAAUUUUAUUUUGUGAUUUUGUUUUCCUUUGGGUUGCCUAUGUUUGAUCCUUGAGUAUUAUCGUUUGUAAAUGAUUUCUUUCCUUUUAAGAAGAAACAUUUUCUCAAAAUGUUCCUCAUUAAAAUGCAUUUCAAAAGUUCAUUUAAAGUCCUUAGAAUCAAAAUCUCAUUUUUUUUAUAAAUAACAUACAACCAUGUUUUGAUCGGUUUGCAUAUUUCUCAAUUUUCAAUAAAAACUAUGGUUUUGAGUAAAAUACGAAUCCAAGCUUGUGGUCCCAAAUAAAUGGGAUAAUUCUAGGCUAGAUUUGUAUAUAUCAAUUGGGGAAUUAAUGAAACCCCCACAUAAAAUCAUUUUUUCAAAACUCAUCUUUGCUACCACCUUUACUACUUGUUGUAAUCAUAUCUAUCUAUUUUUUUAGGAAUUAUAUACAAGAUAUAUGUGAUAAUUGAUUAUUUCAUAUGCUUUGAUAAUUUUUGUCAUGCUAAUUAGAUAACAAGCAUGCUAGGAUUUAUUUAUUUUAUUAUUUAUUAUCUAACCCCUCAUGUCUUGUGGAAGCACGUUACAAGUUACCUAUGCUAUUCAGGUAUGUUUCUUACCUUCAUAUUUUAAUUCCAUAAAUUAUGUAUUGCUUUAUACAUGAUCAUUAUGUAUUGCUUCAUAUGCGAUUCUCAACCUAUUCAACAUAUCUCUUUGAUUGUUUGUUUAGCUUGCCAAAUUUGAUUAAGAGAUUAGGGUAAAAUACAUGUUGUGUGUCUUAUUUUCCAAACUAACCAUUGAUGCCUUGUAAUAGCACUUAAGAAGCAGUUCAGGUACACACCCUAAAUCUUCUUUAUGAUUUGUGAUUGGUUUUAUUGUUUGGCAUGCUAUUUUUUAAAAUCACCUAGCCUACCUAGGUAUCUAAAAUCAACCAAUUAAUUGUCUUAUUUCCCUCAACUUAGUCAGUAGAGACCUUUGUAGGGCUUAGAGGGGUGCUACCUUUUAGAGGUACCUUUCCAAUAGGUAACCUGAUCCUCGGACCUAGAGUUGGAUUUUUCAAAGACACGUUUUUCCAAAAACUAUGAGGUCACCUCUUUAGGGUUUUCUUUCUUGUUUUAUUUUCCCUUUUAAAAUAAAAUAAAAUAAGUGGCGACUCCAACUUUUCCAAAACUAAUUUUCACCAUAUAAAAGCGAGUCUCGCCGACGAGUGGGGAUGCAUGUGAAAAAUGUAGGUCCAUAUUGAUGCCUAAAACAAAUGGGGUUAUUGUGUUUAUCAAUGAAAAAUGGGAGUAUAUACCAACUAGAUUGACCAUUGGUUGGAGAGUUUGUAUAUACCAAAGGAAGUUUAAUGCUGCAAGAACCAAAGACCAAUUUCCCCUAUCAUUCUUGGAUGAUAUGCAUACAUAGUCACCAGCAAUAAGAAUAUAAAUGUAUCCAAAACAACUAGGAAAUGCACAUAUGGACUCAAUAUUCCAACGUUCAAAGACUUCAACUAUAAGGGUAUUAUUAAGAGGUAUAGCCCUACCAUUGUUACAUGAAUUCAUACCAUUGAAAACCCAAUAGCAACUCGUAACCAAAGAGACAAACAUAGAGUUACUUUUUUUUAAAAUGUGGUAUCAAAUUUUAUAGUUUUUCAAAAUGAAGACCAAUGUCUUUGAAGAUAUGCCAAGUUGGUAUUAAUUACUUAAUAUCAAUGAAGACAACUCAAAUGGAACCAUGCUCAUAACUUCCCCUUCAACACAAAAAUUCCAAAGAAAUCCCAAUCUAAGAUGGGAAGGUGGUACUUGGCUUCUCCACAUCUAGAAUGUCUGAAAUUGUUAUGAUGGCAUUCAACAACAAUUGUAGCUCCAGAGAAUUGAAGGGGAGCAUUUCACAAAAAAUAAGUUACUUGGCCAUAGAGUGCAUACGAGUUGACAUGCAUACGAGUUGACAUAUGAUUCUGGUAAUAGUUACUGCACUAUACUACAGAACUAAACAUAUAUAGGUAAGCACCCUUUUUACAUGGAAGAAUUGGUCUCUGUAUUUGGGAUCGAGGAAACCAUGACUUGAAUGCAGGGGCACAAACCAUAUAAAUCAUAACAGGUUCUAGUUUUAUCCUGUAGAGAAACUCAUUCCAAAUUCUUUGUUUUGGUUGUUACAUUAAUCUCUUGUUAAAAACGGAUUUAACAAAGUCUAUGGGAAUAAUUAAUUUUACAGGGGAAAGUCAUCAUGGAUACAGCCAUCCAAAAACUAACAAAUUCCAAUAAACAACAAUAGCAACACCACAAAUCCAAGAACAAAUAAAUACAACAAGAGAUAUAUAAACAUGAGAGGAAAACGACGAGAGAAAAUAAUAUAUGUAAUGUUUGACAUAGAAAACUCGAUCACCAUUGAAACAGCCAUGCAAAAAAGCUCACAAAUACUAACAAACAACUAGUGUAGCCAGUACAAACAAGGGGAUACAACCAAAGAGAGCAGUUGUAUAUGAGAAAGAGAGAUGAUAACUGUUUGAAUUGUUGGAAGAGAUUUGCAUGUGAAGGCGCAGGUUCAGAAUGUAACGAGUAUUGUUUCAUAUGGAAUGGGGCGAUGAUCACAAGUCAUGUCACAUCUGAAAUGCUGGGGUAAAACCAAUACUAAUGAAAAAUCCCUAUAAAUGACAUGAGAUAUAAUGUUCAUCAGUCACCAACCUCCCCUAACAGCUAUAGGCUCCAAUUUGGACUCCCAAAAUGGCUAAGCAAGAGCUUCUCCCCCUUCUCUACCUUACAUUGCUCGCAGCUUUUGUGUUGAACUGCCAUUCCGAUGAAAGAAAGGUAUAAUCUCUUCCAUUUUGCUUACUUCAUAGCAAAACUUAGGUUCCAUGAGAUUGCACUUUUUGAAUAGAACCAUUUGCUAUAUAUAUUCAGAGUGGCAUUUCAUGGAGUAUUGAGUGACCCACUUAGCCUUCAUCAAUCUCCUAUACCUAAUAUUGAUGAGUGCAUGGCUCACAGCUAACAAACUAAUGGGGUUUCUCAGCAAGCUUAGUUUAACAUGCAGGUCCAUAUCGUUUAUAUGGGAGAGAAGCCUCAUGGAGCUGUUUCAAUGGUAUCUAUGCAUCAUUCCAUGCUAGCAAGUGUCCUUGGAAGUACUGCAUCUGCAAAAGAGUCGCUAAUUUACAGCUAUGGAAGAAGUUUUAAUGGGUUUGCAGCUAAACUUUCAGAUGAAGAGGUUACAAGAUUUGCAGAUAUGGACGGAGUGGUUUCAGUUGUUCCAAACAGCAUGCUAGAGCUUCACACAACAAGAUCAUGGGACUUCAUGGGAUUUACUCAAUCCCAUGUUAGAGAUUCCCUAGGAGGAGAUGUGAUUAUUGGGCUGCUAGAUACAGGAAUUUGGCCAGAAUCCGAGAGCUUCAGCGAUGAAGGAUUUGGCCCUCCACCUGCAAAAUGGAAAGGAAUGUGCCAAACUGAGAAUAACUUCACCUGCAACAACAAGAUCAUUGGAGCUCGCUACUACAAUAGCUAUAAUGAGUAUUAUGAUGGAGACAUCAAAUCUCCAAGGGACUCAGAGGGACAUGGGACUCACACAGCUUCAACCGCUGCAGGCCGAGAGGUGGCAGGCGCAAGCUUCUACGGCUUAGCUCAAGGACUUGCCAGAGGUGGAUACCCCAAUGCAAGAAUUGCUGUGUACAAGGUUUGUUGGGUAAGAGGAUGUGCUGCUGCAGAUAUACUCGCUGCGUUUGAUGAUGCCAUCGCAGAUGGGGUCGAUAUCAUAUCAGUUUCCCUUGGAUUCACCUUCCCUGAACCUUAUUUUGAAGAUGUCAUAGCAAUUGGAUCUUUCCAUGCAAUGGGACAAGGGAUAUUAACCUCAACUUCUGCAGGAAACGAUGGUCCAUGGUUGGGUUGGGUCAGUAAUUACUCGCCUUGGUCGCUGACUGUAGCUGCCAGCAGCAUUGAUAGGAAAUUUGUUUCCAAAUUGGUUCUUGGCAAUGGACAGAUCUUCUCGGGAAUUGUCAUCAAUAACUUGGAGCUCAAUGGAACAUAUCCUUUAAUCUGGGGAGGAGAUGCAGCAAAUGUUUCUGCCCAAGAAACCCCUUUAAGUUCAGCAGACUGCCUUCCUGGGGACCUAGAUUCACGCAAAGUCAAGGGAAAGAUUGUUCUCUGCGAGUUCCUUUGGGAUGGAUCUGGUGUUAUCAUGGCAGGAGGAGUGGGAAUCAUAAUGCCCGCCUGGUAUUUCAAUGACUUUGCCUUCACUUUUCCCUUGCCAGCAACACUCCUCCGAAGACAAGAUAUGGACAAAGUAUUGCAGUAUGCUAGAUUUUCCAAGAAUCCAAUAGCAACAAUUUUGGUUGGUGAGACUAGGAAGGAUGUAAUGGCUCCCAUUGUUGCCUCCUUUUCAUCCAGAGGUCCCAAUCCCAUUUCUCCUGAUAUUCUCAAGCCUGAUCUGACUGCACCUGGUGUUGAUAUCCUCGCGGCCUGGUCACCCAUUGUAUCUCCAUCAGAAUACGAGCAUGAUACCAGGACCGCCCAAUACAACAUAAUCUCCGGCACAUCCAUGUCUUGUCCACAUGCCAGUGGAGCAGCAGCUUAUGUGAAGUCCAUCCACCCAAGCUGGUCUCCUGCUGCCAUUAAAUCUGCACUCAUGACCACAGCUUAUGUGAUGGACACAAGGAAGAACGAGGACAAAGAGUUUGCUUACGGUUCUGGCCAUAUCAACCCGGUGAAGGCGGUGGAUCCUGGCCUAAUCUACAACACAUCUAAGGCAGAUUACAUCAACUUCCUAUGCAAGCAGGGUUACAACACCAGCACAUUAAGACUCAUCACGGGUGAUGACAGUGUUUGUAAUAGCACUAAACCUGGGAGGGCAUGGGAUCUGAACUACCCCUCAUUCUCACUGGCCAUAGAAGAUGGGCAAGAUAUCAUGGGCAUUUUCAGUAGGACAGUUACAAAUGUAGGAUCGCCAAACUCAACCUACCAUGCUAGCGUGUACAUGCCCAAUUCUAUUGAGAUUGAGGUGGAGCCUCCUGUUCUUUCAUUCUCAGCAAUUGGAGAGAAGAAAUCCUUUACAGUGAGGGUGUAUGGACCACAGAUAAAUAUGCAACCAAUCAUAUCAGGUGCUAUCCUCUGGAAAGAUGGUGUCCAUGUGGUGAGGGCUCCGCUUGCGGUUUACACAGUCCUCCCAUCAGUAACUUCCUCAUAUAGAAAUCCGUCCAAGCAAACAAAGAGACCAAACCUGAAAGCUUCUAGCUCCAUGAAGAAAUCAGACCUGAAAGGCUCCUCUAUAUAUUACAAAAAUGGGAUUUUUUAGGUGGAACUGCCAAACUGAUCACCUCCACGAUCCAUCAAAAAUAACACUCGUGUAAUCCCAGUCAA
This is a messenger RNA of Vitis vinifera (wine grape), 6560 nucleotides long. RefSeq names its product cucumisin-like. The record is from RefSeq and is a predicted model, not a curated record. Lineage: Eukaryota; Viridiplantae; Streptophyta; Magnoliopsida; Vitales; Vitaceae. Gene Ontology annotation, molecular function: serine-type endopeptidase activity. The transcript has 9 exons. The coding region runs from base 4243 to 6495 and encodes 750 amino acids. Gene Ontology annotation, biological process: proteolysis.